Drosophila sulfurigaster albostrigata is the source of this 1299-nucleotide messenger RNA. It is a transcript of the gene Snup, whose product is annotated as snurportin-1. Gene Ontology annotation, cellular component: nucleus; cytoplasm. Lineage: Eukaryota; Metazoa; Arthropoda; Insecta; Diptera; Drosophilidae. The record is from RefSeq and is a predicted model, not a curated record. Bases 122 to 1291 code for a protein of 389 amino acids. The transcript has a single exon. Gene Ontology annotation, biological process: snRNA import into nucleus.
AUCGAUUCUCAGCACUAUUUUAGAGUGACCACAGCACAUAACAAAAAGUGGUGAAUGAACAGCAAAGUUGCCGCUGUUUUUGUUUGUGUAAUAAAUUUGUGAAAUUAAAUAGCAAAACAAAAUGAGCGACAAUCACAAAGAUUUGUAUAAAAGAAGCGUGGAUCUGGGGGAGCAGCAAAAGCUGCGUCAAUUGCAGCUACUCGACGAACAAAAGUUGCGAAGACAAUUGCAGCAAGAUGCGGCGCGGCAUGUACAAGACUCUGAAGAAGAAGAAGAGGAAGGGGAGGAAGAAGAGGCACCAACACACAGCAGAGCGCAACGCAGACAGCGCAAGAAGAAGCAGCAGAACAAUAACAAUGCAGCGAAGCGCGGCCAACAACACUUUAAACUACAACAGUCAGAGUGGCUGCGUCAACGACCCGAGAAUCUCAGCGACUGGCUGCUGUUGCCUUCUCCCGUGGGCCGGCGUUGCAUGGUCAUUGCCACCCACGGACGCACCAAGGUGCACAACAAAGCGGGCCGCAUAAUCAUGCAGCUGCGCACAAUGCUGCCAGGAGAUGCGCACAUGCAAAAAUGCAAGACAGUGUUGGACUGUAUUUAUGUGCAGGAGACAGACACGUUUUAUGUUCUGGAUGCCUUGACAUUUGGACAACAGCAGCUGCAGGAUUGUGAUGCCAACUUUCGCUUCUUUUGGCUGCGUUCACGCUUCGAUGAGCAAGCCAGCGAGUUGGCACAGCGUGGGAAGCGCAAUGAAAAACCCUUCAAACUGCUGGAAUACUACGAUUUUGAGGAUGCGAACGUAGUGCACGAGAUGCUGCAGCGUUAUCCGCUGUGGGAAGCUAAUCAACCGAAGCUGGAUGGUCUGCUCUUCUACCACAAGGAAGCGAGCUACACUUGCGGCAGCACGCCUUUGGUCUGUUGGUUGUUUGCCUUCAUGAUGCCCGAUGUGCUGCAGUUGCCUGUUAAUAGCAGCUAUGUGGCUCCCGAGGAUUAUCAACCAAGUGCUGCGCUGGCUUAUAUGGAUGACUUUGAUCAGCAGCUGUUGCAGCAACGACAACAGCAGAAGCAGCGUGGCAAGGCAGCUAAAGAAGAGACUGCAACUGUUUCCACAGCUGCUGCCAUGGAGCAAGAACAGGAGCAACACGAUGAACUGGAUGAGUAUGCAGAGCUGCGCAGUCUGCUGGAGCAUCAGCGACGUCUGGAGCUGGGUGAACUGGACAUGGAUUGCACGCCACCAUCAGCAGCAGCAACAACAUCUGCAGCAUCAACAGCUGUUGGCAGCAGCUGCUGAGCUGUGAU